Molecule: messenger RNA, 3034 nt
Organism: Chelmon rostratus (copperband butterflyfish)
Lineage: Eukaryota; Metazoa; Chordata; Actinopteri; Chaetodontiformes; Chaetodontidae
Gene: trappc6bl
Product: trafficking protein particle complex subunit 6B, like
Exons: 7
Coding region: 292-783 (163 amino acids)
Biological process (GO): endoplasmic reticulum to Golgi vesicle-mediated transport; regulation of GTPase activity
Cellular component (GO): TRAPP complex; cis-Golgi network; trans-Golgi network
Source: RefSeq, a predicted model, not a curated record
AAUGGGUUUCGCGUGAUACAGGGUUACCUCUUAGAUUCGAGGUUUAUUGGCGUCCACCACUUGAGAGCAAUAUCUCUUAUUGGAUGUAUGACUUUUUGCAUGUGCUUGGUUGUACAGGGUUGUUGAGGAGCAUGUAACCCACCAUCAGCUGGUGCUUUUUCUACGUUAUUCGAGGGGUUGACUCCCGCUAACUACGCCUGCGUUAAUUCCGAGGCGUACCCUGGCAUUAAUACCGAGUGCAACCUAAGAAGCGGGCUAGUGUUUGUUUUCUGUAGCCUACAGUCAUUUGGAAUGGCAGACGAGUCUCUGUUUGACUUUCUCCAUAUGGAGAUCGUGUCACAUGUUUACAAGGAGCAGCAGUCCAGUAAAGGAGAAAUGGACAACAAGGACAGAGCUGUCUGUGUUUCGGUACUUGAAAGCAUGGGCUUCAGGGUGGGACAGGGACUCAUUGAGAGGUUGACCAGGGACACUCCCAGCUUCAAGGAUGAGCUGGAUGUAAUGAAGUUCAUCUGUAAAGACUUCUGGACAAAGGUGUUCAGGAGGCAGGUCGACAACCUCAGAACAAACCAUCAGGGUACCUAUGUUCUGCAGGACAACAAGUUUUCUCUGCUGACUCAGAUGUCCAGUGGGAAACAGUACCUGGAUCAGGCUCCCAAAUAUCUUGCUUUUUCGUGUGGCGUGGUGAGAGGAGCUCUGUCGAACCUAGGUCUGGACAGUGUGGUGACAGCCGAGGUCUCUGUUAUGCCAUCCUGUAAGUUCCAGGUGGUGAUCCAGAAGUUGUGACCUGAUCCUCUCCGCUGCCCUGGCGCCUAUCAACAGGGCCUCAUGGGGUUUUGUUAGUUCUAAAGAGAGGAUACUGGUUCCUGUCCAACCACAGAAGGAACCAAACACCACCUUGAUUUCCACAACUGGGUCAAACAGGACUAUCCCAGUUCUGCUGACAACCAGGUAGCGCUGACAGGGCAAGAAGGGCAAGCCAAGGCUUACCUUUUACUUGUGGUACUCUGACACGGAGCAAGAUUUGUGUUAUUCCUUUUGCAUCUUGAUUUUGAUGGAGGUUAUUUUCCCAUUUCAGCAAAAUAACAUUUGAUGUUCUCAAUAUUAGUUAACACGAAAUAAGCGGUGCCAGGCACUGGCUGACCCCACUUGGCUGAGCUUUGAAAAAAUAUCAACUGUUGUGAAUACAAUAAUGUGAAUGUAUAGUAAAUCACAUAGUAAUGUGAUAUUCUUUGUAAUGUGUUGCAAUGUCGAGUCCCUAAAUUGAGAGUGCUUACUAAGAAAUAAUAGAAAAUGAAAAAGAAAAAUCAGAAUUUAGGAUAAGACAUCAUGUUGGAUGAUAUUUCAGGACUAUCAACAAAAUCCAAAUAGCUAGUGAACCUUUGAAAUUACUACACCAGGAACUUCAUAUUUAUUGUUCAACACUUGUUUCUGUGCACUGAGCAGCUGUAACCAGCUCCUGGUGCUUUGCUCUGCCUUGCAGCAGAUUGCCUUUUGGAGCCAGGUGUUUCAUGUGUGCUGUUGGUUGUUUGAAUUUCAGUUCAUUUUAAGGCAAAAUGCAAAUCUGGGAUGAGUCGUUGGUACAGGGAAUUAUGUUACACGAUAAGGCCUGAUAAGAGUUUCUAUGCCCAGCCUUUCUACAAAUUAGGAAGUGGAAUGGCGUCUACUUGGCAAGCAUCACCCCGUUCCUCUGUAGCGAUGUCACAUUUCAGAGUUGACAACUCAAACUGGGUUUACACGUUUAUUACUUUUUUGUACCAAGAUGUGCAUUUUUUUGUCUUUUGUACAGCAUUGAUAUGUAAACAUAGAAUUUUCCUAGCAUACAGUGAGCUGUGAAUGCGAUUGCAUCGUGUUGUAAAGUUUUGGAAUUACUUCACCUGGACUUCUGGGUCAUGAUUGUCAAUGACACCUUGAGUCUCCUUAUAUGUGAGUCCUAAACGCUUAAAACUGCAAGGCCAUAAGUAUGAGCUGUUUGUUUAAUUUAUUACAGUUUCUUUAUUUUGUCAAUUAAGCAGCAAAAAUAAACCAAAAUAAAAAUGUCAUGACAAGAACGCCACAAAUACAAGUCCUGUUGAACUAGAAAAGACGUCGCAAUGAACUCAAUGAAAUUGAAUCUUGGAUGCAGUUACAUCAUUGUGACACUAGAGGGACACAUAAAGCUGUCACUACUUUACUGUCUGUGGCUUCACCAGUUUGCAGAUGUACUUGUGGCAAUUUAUGUCCAGUAUCUCUUUCUCUGUUCUGAUCUCUCAGAUCAGAAAGGGAACCCAUAGUUGAACUAACUUGGCUGCACAGUGCCAUGAAAAAAAACCCUGUGUUUGUUUGCAUGAUGUUUUCUGUAACAAAAUAAUCUGUAACAAUGAAGUUAUUCAAAAUAUUUUGCUGUUUUAAGCCACCAGAUUUCUUUCAUUAAGUCUGCAAAUAUUUAUUAUUGAUACAAUUGAUCUGUUGCACCACAAGACGUGAACAUGUCCUUUCUAUGUUCUAUUUUUCAUUUACAGUAUUUUAACUCUUAAGAACUGUUUAGUUGUAAUGUUCUUAUGUAAACUGACCGUUUCAGUUUUUUAUUACUUCUCUGCAUAACAGCACAUUUCACUGUGUGCACUAGCAGCAGCAGGUCCAUUUCCCAGCAUCCCUGCUUAAGUUACUAAUAUGUCUUUCAUGUUGUUGAUCCAUAUCAUGAGCUUGGUAUUAAGAGCUUCUACUGUAUGUGAGUGUUCUGCACUAGUCAUUAUCAAAGUUUUGUCCCGGCAGGCUAAACUGCAACUUUAGUUUUCAAGAAAGCCACAAGUUAGUGUUUACAGCAGUUUAAACAGGUUCAGUCAAAUCCAUCAUCAUAUUUAGUUCAAUUUUACACUUCAGAUAUGAACACUCUGGAUUUUCAAUAUUUCCUUUCAUAUGGCACCACAUUGCACCAGUUAAUGGAUUAUGGUGCUCACACUGCUUUUAUUUUUGCCUCUGCUCUAAUAAAGUACCCCUGACUGUGUUCCAGUAUUACACUGCCACCAGGGUAACAGUUUUACACAAUAAAGGUUGU